AUGGAAUGGGGACCACAGCCAGAAGGUCUUUCACAGCUAUUGCAGUUGUUGAAAGAUUCAGUGUCUCCCAAUAAUGAAAUUCACAAUCAAAUACAACAAAAACUCGAAUCAUUCAACAAAAUAGUUGAUUAUCCAAAUUACCUAGUGUACAUUCUGACACAGAUGUCACAAGAGGAUGCAUCAACUCGUGCAAUCGCAGGUCUACUUUUAAAAAACACAAUUCGAACAUACUUUCAAACUAUACAGCCGGAUGUUUUGGGAUACGUCAAAGCAUUAACAAUCAAAGGUCUAGGUGAUCCUGAUACUAUGGUUCGAGGUAUUGUCGGUAAUGUUAUUACGACAAUUGUCACAAGAGGAGGGAUAUCAGAUUGGCCUCAAGUUAUAACCUCUCUGAUGGAGUUGCUCGAUUCUUCCGACUAUAAUUAUUUGGAGGGUGCCUUUGGUGCUCUUCAAAAAAUAUGCGAGGAUUCUGCGCGUGAGCUUGACCAGGACAUUGGAGGCACAAGACCUCUAAACUAUAUAAUUCCUAAAAUAUUACCUUUCUUUGACUCACCUCACUUUAAAAUCCGAGUGUACGCCAUUUCUUGUAUCAAUCAAUUCAUUCUUAUGCGAUCAGAAUCUCUCGUUCUUCAUAUCGAUGCCUUUGUAAAUGCUCUAUUUAAGCGUGCUUCCGACGAGAAUAGCGAAGUACGAAAGAAUGUUUGCCAAGCAUUGGUAAUGCUGCUUGAAGUGAGACCUGAUAAGCUUAUUCCUGAGAUUGAAAACGUCGUCGCAUACAUGCUAUUUUCCACUCAAGACCCAGAUGAACAGGUGGCACUCGAAGCGUGCGAGUUUUGGCUGGCUUUUGCCGAACAGGAGGAACUUCGUGAGCACUUGCGCCCAUUUCUCAACAGAAUUGUUCCAGUAUUAUUAAAGGGGAUGGUAUAUAGUGAAAUGGAUAUAUUGACUCUUGGAGGCGAUGAAGACGACUCUAAUGUUCCUGACCGUGAGCAGGACAUAAGGCCGCGUUUUGUUAGACCAAAAGAACGUUCUUUCGAGCGUACCGAGACAAAUGUAUUCGGAAAUGAGUUGCUAGAGAUUUUGCUUCCUUUCUUGAGGGAGCAGCUUUUCCAUCAAGAAUGGAAGCAUCGCGAAUGUGGUAUCUUGGCGUUGGGGUGUAUGGAAGGCGUUGAACCUCAUCUUCCUAACUUGAUUCCUUACCUAAUACAAACUCUUAACGACCCAAAGCCUCUUGUUCGUUCUAUCACUUGCUGGACAUUGGGUCGGUAUUCUCGGUGGUGUGCUAAUCCUCCUAACCCGGCGCAAGAUCGUAUAAAAUAUUUCGAGCCUUUAUUGGAGGGGCUCUUGCAUAGAGUACUCGAUAAUAAUAAGAGAGUUCAAGAGGCUGCUUGCAGUGCUUUUGCAACCCUUGAAGAAGAAGCAUGCGAAUUAUUGAUUCCCUAUUUAGAUCCGAUCCUUCGCAAUCUUGUCUUUGCAUUCAACAAAUAUCAACACAAAAAUUUAUUGAUUCUGUAUGAUGCUAUUGGCACUUUAGCCGACUCUGUUGGGCAAGCAUUGAACAAACCAGAAUCCAUUGAAAUAUUAAUGCCUCCACUUAUCGAAAAAUGGCACCUAUUAAAAGACGAAGACAGAGAUUUAUUCCCGUUACUGGAGUGCCUUUCAUCAGUUACAACAGCUUUGGGACCAGGUUUUCAGCCUUUCGCACCUCCAGUUUUUGAACGUUGUGUUAAAUUAAUUCACAACACUCUUGCACAAUAUCAAUUGCAUCAACAAAACCCAUCGUUGGAUAUGCCAGACAAAGAUUUUAUGAUUGUUGCUUUGGAUCUUUUAAGCGGUUUGACACAAGGGCUUGGAUCUAGUAUUGAAAGUAUGGUUGCGAACAGUAACCCAUCAUUGCUUCAACUUCUGAGUGUAUGCAUGAGCGAUUCAGUCGCCGAAGUUCGACAAUCUGCAUACGCCCUUCUCGGAGACCUUUCUAUCGCAUGCUUUGAGCAUAUAAAACCACACCUCAAUGGAUUCAUGAACGAAUUGAUUGGACAAGUAGAUCCGCAAGCCGAGCAUGUAAGUGUAUGCAAUAAUGCAGCUUGGGCAGCUGGUGAAAUAGCUCUACAAUGUGGUCCUUUGAUGCAACCAUGGAUCACUCCGUUGCUUGAAAGAUUGAUCCCUCUUCUAACGAAUGAGAACACCCCGCGGACUCUUUUGGAGAAUGCUGGUAUUACUAUCGGUAGACUUGGUCUAGUCUGUACUCAAUUAGUUGCUCCCCAUCUGGACGUAUUUUCGGAGGCCUGGUGUAAAGCAUUGAGAGGAAUCCGUGACAAUGACGAAAAAGUGACUGCAUUCCGUGGAGUAUGUGAAAUGAUAACAGUCAAUCCUAAUGGUAUUGCUAAGAGCUUCAUGUAUUUCUGCGACGCUGUCACCCAAUGGCAAAAUCCUCCUCCUGAAUUAAAUGAAAUAUUUCGCAAGAUUUUAACGGGCUUUAAACAAAUGAUGGGCAAUAAUUGGGAGCAAUACACUAGUCAUUUUCCACCUGAAAUAAGACAAAAACUUAUUGAACGCUACGGACUUUAG
This is a messenger RNA of Ambispora gerdemannii, 2568 nucleotides long. NCBI's taxonomy places the organism in Eukaryota, Fungi, Glomeromycota, Glomeromycetes, Archaeosporales, Ambisporaceae. The record is from the annotation of a GenBank genome assembly.